CCACCCCACCACCCCACGCAUCGCCGCCUACCGGAGCCGCCUUCCUUCCUCCCCCUCCCUCCCGUGCUCCUCCUCUCCACCCCACCGCACGCCCCAGCCGAACCCUACGCCGGCGCGCGCGAGGGGCCGCCCCGAUCUGCGAGAUGUGGCGCAGCUGCGUGUCGCGGGGCCUCAGGGAGGCCAAGGCCGCCGCCGCAGCCGCCUCCAGGCGCCUCUCAUCUACUGCCGGGUCCUACACGGUGGUGGACCACACCUACGAUGCGGUCGUGGUCGGAGCUGGAGGCGCGGGGCUCAGGGCGGCGAUUGGGCUCUCAGAGCACGGCUUCAACACUGCCUGCAUCACCAAGCUCUUCCCCACGCGGUCGCACACCGUGGCGGCACAGGGAGGCAUAAACGCCGCUCUUGGAAACAUGAGCGAAGAUGACUGGAGGUGGCAUAUGUAUGAUACAGUCAAAGGAAGUGAUUGGCUUGGUGACCAAGAUGCUAUCCAGUAUAUGUGUAGAGAAGCGCCAAAAGCUGUUAUAGAGCUUGAGAACUAUGGAUUACCAUUUUCUAGAACUGAAGACGGGAAGAUUUAUCAGCGUGCUUUUGGAGGUCAAAGCUUAGAUUUUGGAAAAGGUGGCCAGGCCUAUCGAUGCGCUUGUGCUGCUGACAGAACUGGGCAUGCUAUGCUACACACACUUUAUGGUCAAGCAAUGAAGCACAAUACUCAGUUUUUUGUUGAAUAUUUUGCGUUGGACCUUAUUAUGGACAAGGAAGGCACCUGCCAGGGGGUAAUUGCACUAAAUAUGGAGGACGGCACACUUCACCGUUUCCGUUCAACAAAUACUAUUAUAGCAACAGGAGGUUAUGGCAGAGCUUACUUCUCAGCCACUUCAGCUCAUACAUGCACUGGCGAUGGCAAUGCUAUGGUUGCACGUGCUGGGUUACCCCUUCAGGAUCUUGAGUUUGUGCAGUUCCAUCCUACAGGCAUUUAUGGUGCUGGAUGCCUCAUAACUGAAGGUUCCCGGGGUGAAGGUGGUAUUCUUAGGAACAGUGAAGGUGAGAGGUUCAUGGAACGAUAUGCCCCUACUGCAAAAGAUCUUGCAUCUCGUGAUGUUGUCUCAAGAUCUAUGACAAUGGAAAUUAGAGAAGGGCGUGGUGUCGGACCAUUGAAGGACCAUAUCUACCUGCACCUUAAUCAUCUUCCUCCAGAAGUUCUGAAAGAAAGGCUUCCCGGUAUAUCUGAAACUGCUGCUAUUUUUGCUGGUGUUGAUGUCACCAAAGAGCCUAUUCCUGUGUUGCCAACUGUGCACUAUAAUAUGGGUGGGAUCCCGACAAAUUAUCAUGGGGAGGUGGUGGAUAUCAAGGGUGAUAACCCAGACAAUGUUAUUCCUGGCCUGUUGGCUGCUGGAGAAGCAGCUUGUGCAUCUGUCCAUGGCGCAAACCGUCUCGGUGCAAAUUCACUUCUCGACAUUGUUGUAUUUGGGAGGGCUUGUGCAAAUAGGGUUGCUGAGAUUUCCAAGCCAGGAGCGACACAGAAACCUCUUGAAAAUGAUGCGGGAGAGAAGACCAUCGCUUGGUUGGAUAAGCUGAGAAACUCAAAUGGAUCAUUGCCUACUUCGAAGAUCCGCCUCAACAUGCAACGUGUUAUGCAAAAUAAUGCUGCCGUGUUCCGUACUGAGGAAACUCUCAAGGAAGGUUGUGAGCUGAUUAGUAAAGCACAGGAAAGUUUCCAUGAUGUGAAGAUCAGUGACAGAAGCCUCAUAUGGAAUUCAGACUUGAUCGAGACCAUAGAAUUAGAAAAUCUUUUAAUAAAUGCAUGCAUAACCAUGUAUUCAGCUGAGGCUCGCCAAGAAAGCAGGGGUGCUCAUGCUCGCGAAGAUUUCAAGGUUUGCUGCUCUUCUCAUUAUUUGUGCUCUUUUGUGUCUGCACCAAAUUUUGUAACUUCCAUUUCCCUUUUUUCAUCACAGACAAGAGACGACGAGAAGUGGAUGAAGCACACGAUAGGGUAUUGGGAGGAUGAAAAGGUUAGACUAGACUACAGGCCAGUUCACAUGAAUACCUUGGAUGAUGAAGUCGAGGCUUUUCCGCCAAAAGCUCGUGUUUACUAAUCUGGACAUGGCUGCCAUUGCUUCGGUUGUUUGAGAAGGGUAUAGCUCACAGUGUGGUAUUCUCCGAGUUGCAAUAAAUCAGGGACCAUCAAUUCUCUCAAAGCUUUUGGGAAUUGUAAUUUCAUCACCAAUAGCCAAUAUACUCUCCCUGUCUGGCGUAAACUUACUGAAAGCUUCUGAUGAUAUAUGUGUUACCCUUCAGUAGAAAUAAAGACAGACAAAAUUUUGAUGAGUUA
This is a messenger RNA of Lolium perenne, 2329 nucleotides long. RefSeq names its product succinate dehydrogenase [ubiquinone] flavoprotein subunit, mitochondrial. Gene Ontology annotation, molecular function: flavin adenine dinucleotide binding; succinate dehydrogenase (quinone) activity; electron transfer activity. The record is from RefSeq and is a predicted model, not a curated record. Gene Ontology annotation, biological process: mitochondrial electron transport, succinate to ubiquinone; tricarboxylic acid cycle. Lineage: Eukaryota; Viridiplantae; Streptophyta; Magnoliopsida; Poales; Poaceae. Gene Ontology annotation, cellular component: respiratory chain complex II (succinate dehydrogenase).